Symbiodinium pilosum is the source of this 1374-nucleotide messenger RNA. Lineage: Eukaryota; Dinophyceae; Suessiales; Symbiodiniaceae. The record is from the annotation of a GenBank genome assembly.
AUGUACGAAAUGGGGGAGCAGAUUGGCUCUGGCACGUUUGGCACCGUCUGGAAAGCAAAACACACACAGACUGGUCAGCUGCAUGCGAUCAAAAGCUGUCCGAAGAAGCUGAUACCGAGCGACGAACUUUGGGCCGAGAUCGACAUUAUGAAGCAGCUUGAUCACCCCCACAUCAUGCGGCUCUACUACACCUUCGAAGAUGAGCAGUGCAUCUUCAUUGCUUCAGAGCUUUGUGAAGGUGGCGAGCUCUUCAAUGCCAUGAUAGAGGCAGGUGCUCUGAACGAGCCAACGGCUGUUCUUCUGUUCAAGCAGAUCAUGAGCGCUGUGUCCUACAUCCACAUGAACAUGGUGUGCCACCGUGAUUUAAAGCCGGAGAACUUCCUGAUCUCCAAGAAAUGUGAGAUCAAGGAUAGCAAAGUGAAACUGAUCGACUUCGGAACAGCCAAGCGCUUUGAUUUGCACCCGCUCACGACGAAGGUUUGCACGGUGCACUACGUUGCCCCAGAGGUCUUGAAGAAAAGCAUGGAGCCUUACACAGAAAAAGUUGAUGUGUGGUCGGCAGGGGUGGUGCUGUUUGUUAUGCUGGCGGGAACUCCCCCGUUUCACAGCGAUGACGACAUCGAGCUGAUGAAGAAAGUGAAGAAAGCGAAGUGGGAGUUCAAGCCAGAGAAGGCUUGGCGACGCGUCUCUGCUUUGGGCAAGCAGCUGGUGUCCAGCAUGUUGACCAAAGAGGUCGAGGCACGGCCGCACUCGGCCGAGGUCCUGGCGUCUGAUUGGUUUCGACAGGAGGUCGCAAGGCAAGAUACAAAGGUAGAUGAAGACAAUCUGACACAGAUGAGAACCUUCGUAGCCCAGAGCCGGCUGAAGAAGGUUGCCUUGCAGAUCAUCGCUCGGCAGAUUUCGGACGACACGAUCGAAAAGCUUCGUGGCAUUUUCCUGUCGUUAGAUGACGACCAUUCGGGCACUCUCUCAGUAGAGGAGAUUGAUGAAGCCUUAGAGCGUUUGGAAGUCGAAGAGCCAAUCCGAAUCGAAAUGAGGCGUUUGAUGCACGAGAUUGAUGUUGACGGCAGUGGAACCGUGAACUACACAGAGUUCAUCGCUGCCAACAUCUCAAAGAAACAGUAUCUCCAAGAGCAGGUGUGCAAGGCGGCCUUCCACAUAUUUGAUGUCAAUGGUGACGGCUUCAUUUGCAAAAAUGAUUUGGCGGCUCUCCUUAAGAGUGGCCAUGACGAUGAUGGAUUUGCAGGCAUUAGCGUUGACGAAAUCAAUUCGAUGAUGAAUGAGGUGGACCAGAAUGGGGAUGGCCGCAUGUCCUUCGACGAGUUCAUGGCUCUGAUGGCAGACAGGAAAGCACCGAAAACAAGGACAUAUUGA